Messenger RNA from Didymella exigua CBS 183.55, 608 nucleotides. Its product is annotated as vacuolar ATP synthase subunit F. Gene Ontology annotation, molecular function: proton-transporting ATPase activity, rotational mechanism. The coding region runs from base 49 to 423 and encodes 124 amino acids. The record is from RefSeq and is a predicted model, not a curated record. Gene Ontology annotation, biological process: proton transmembrane transport. Gene Ontology annotation, cellular component: proton-transporting V-type ATPase, V1 domain; fungal-type vacuole membrane. The transcript is spliced from 4 exons. Lineage: Eukaryota; Fungi; Ascomycota; Dothideomycetes; Pleosporales; Didymellaceae.
CCGCAACAUCAACGUCGCAGCCUCAGUGCAGCUGUUCAGACUACAAUCAUGGCAGCCCCGGCCUCUGCGUACAAAGACCGGCAGUUUCUCGCCGUCAUUGGUGAUGAGGACACAGUAACUGGCAUGCUGCUCGCGGGCGUCGGCCACGUCACGCAGCCCCCAGACGCGCAGAAGAAUUUCCUCGUCGUUGACGCCAAGACGGAAAACAGUGCCAUCGAGGCAGCCUUCGACCGCUUCACCACCGAGCGCAAGGACAUAGCCAUUCUGUUGAUCAACCAGCACAUCGCAGAGAAGAUAAGACACCGCGUCGAAAACUACACCGCUGCCUUCCCCUCGCUGCUCGAGAUCCCGUCCAAAGACCAUCCGUACGAUCCUGAGAAGGACAGCGUGCUGAAGCGCGUGAGGAGGUUAUUCGGAGAGUAGACGGUUGGGCAUGCAUUCGAAGUCGAGGGGGGUGAAUGGUAGUGUACACAUGAUCUGGAGCGAAUGAUAUCCACAUAAAGCACCGAUCACAGCUUGCAUGACUCAAGUGGUGGUUCAUGACUUGGAGUCGACAGAACUUGUGGAGGCGUGAAACAAUUAUUGAGAGUGACCCAGAGCAUGAGAAG